AUAGCAACCGCGGAAGUGUGUCUGUAUGCUGCCUCUGUCUUCGUGACAAGAAUAAACUUCAGAAACAAGUGAAACAAAAGAAGUAAGUGGACUAUGGAGGAUAACCAAGACAGGCUGCAAUCAGCUGCCUCACUCAAGGCUUACAUGUUGAAGAACAGUACGAAGAGCAACCUCAACCUUUAUGACCACCUCAGCCGGUUGCUAAUAAAGGUGAUGGAUGAGCAGCCACAGAAUGCAGUGGAUGUGAUCGAGGAUAUGAGUCAUGACAUGAAGCAGGGUUUGUUUAAAGACAAGCAAAGCACCCUGCGAGACCUUCCACAGACUACAGCGGCUGAGCUGCUGGCUGAACAGCAACGACUUCUGUUCUCUCAGCCAGAAGAUACUGAGCAGGAGGACGAGCUGGUGGAAACACCUCUUCCUAAUGUGAGUGAGAUUGGCUUCUACCUGGAGCAAGCUGGAGUGGGUCUGGGCAGAGAAGAGAUGCAGAGGGUCUUUCUCGCACUCAAGCAGCUUGUUGAGUUACAGGCGAUCCUGCGCUGCAGACUGUGGGGCAAGAUUCUGGGAACAGAGAGCAGCUAUAUUGUUGCUGAAGCUGAGUGCAGAGAGUGGGAGGAAGAGGAAGAGCAGAUCACUGACGAGGCAGAAGAGGAAGAGGAGAGAGAGGACAAGUGUCGGGAAAGUGAGGACAAUGAGGUGGAUCCACUUCCUCAGUCGACCUAUAAAACCCCACCAGUGGUGCCAAAGGAGGCCGCAGGAACAGGUGCUAACAAGUUUUUUUAUUAUGUGUGUAAGGAGCCUGGUCUUCCGUGGGUAAAGCUCCCUUCAGUCAGUCCUGCGCAGAUCACUGUUGCUCGCCAGAUCCGUAAAUUCUUCACCGGGAGGUUGGACUCACCAGUUCACAGCUUCCCGCCUUUUCCCGGGAAUGAAGCCAACUAUCUGAGAGCACAGAUUGCUCGGAUAUCUGCUGGCACACAGGUCAGCCCCCAGGGCUUCUUCCAGGCUGGGGAGGAGGAAGGUGAUGAGGAAGAUGAGGCACCACGAGACAGCUAUGAAGUGAAUUCUGAUUUUGAGGCCAUUCCAGUUGCUGAGAUGGCUGAGUCUUUGUCCACCUGGGUGCAUCAUGUUCAGCACAUUCUGCCACAGGGCCGUUGUAUGUGGGUGAACCUGGCCGUUGAACCAGAAGAAGACCCUAAUGAGGACGGAGAGGGUGAAGAGGAGCCAGAUGAGCCUGAGCCAGAGGUUGGGCCCCCUCUGCUCACUCCUGUUUCCCAGGAUGCAGAAAUAUUCAACACCGCUCCCUGGAGCUCCAAGAUGUCAUCCACUCUCACCUCUCAGCAUGCAGUAGCUUUGCUGCGUUCUAACAUCUGGCCAGGGGCAUAUACAUAUUCUUGUGGAAAGAAGUUCGAGAACAUAUAUGUUGGAUGGGGUCUGAAGUAUGCAGGGGAAGGGUACAGCCCAUCUGUCCCCCAGCUACCACAGAGAGAAUAUCCCAGCGAACCAGAAAUCACAGAGGCACUGGACCCAUCACUGGAGGAGGAGCAGGCACUGAGAGAGGAUUUAGAGGAGCAGCAAGCGGCCCAGGAAGAGUUGGAGGACGCAGAUGAAGAAGAUGAGGAAUAUGAUGACUGAGAAAACAGUUAUACUUUUUGAAAAUCUAAGUUUGAACUUUCAAGUGUUUAUUUGUAUGUCAAAAGCCAAAUAAAGUAUUUUACUUAGCAACAAA
Messenger RNA from Scophthalmus maximus (turbot), 1723 nucleotides. Its product is annotated as radial spoke head protein 4 homolog A. The transcript has 7 exons. The coding region runs from base 94 to 1629 and encodes 511 amino acids. Gene Ontology annotation, biological process: axoneme assembly; cilium assembly; cilium movement involved in cell motility. NCBI's taxonomy places the organism in Eukaryota, Metazoa, Chordata, Actinopteri, Pleuronectiformes, Scophthalmidae. Gene Ontology annotation, cellular component: axoneme; radial spoke. The record is from RefSeq and is a predicted model, not a curated record.